UAAAAACAUUCCAACACAGCAGGUGGCACUGUGGCGCAUUUAGAUGUUCAGCAAAUCAGAAAAGUGGAGAAGCGUGUCCAUACACAGCAACUGAAAAUCAAAACACAAAUAUGUAAUUUAUUGCUAGCUGGUAAUGACAGUUCAGUGCCUCUCAAUCUACUUACUUUUAGGAAUAAACAUGGAUGUAGAUGACAUUGACGAAGAUGAAACUGACUGGAACAGCACAGACUUAGCACAACCUGCACCUCCCCGUACCGAAGCCAAAGUAAUCAGUAACGUACUCCAACUAGCAUCGCCAAGAGUCAUCCUGCAUUUUGACAUGGAUUGUUUCUACGCCCAGGUUGAAAUGAUCCGAACCCCAGCGCUACGGAAUGUGCCACUAGGUAUUCAGCAGAAAUACAUUAUCGUCACCUGUAACUAUGUAGCCAGGGACCAUGGUGUCACCAAGCUAAUGUCAGUGACUGAUGCUUUAGAGAAAUGUCCUCAGUUGGUGAUGGUUAAAGGUGAGGACCUGACCCACUAUAGGGAGACGUCUUACAAGGUCACAGAGCUGCUGACGUCCUACUGUCCAUUGGUGGAGAGACUAGGCUUUGAUGAAAACUUCAUGGACAUCACUGAGUUGGUGGAGAAAAAGCUGACCAAGGGGAAUGAGGCUACAGAGUCCUCAUUCAAAGGACACGUUUACAAUCACAGCAAUUUAGAUGCCAUGCAACACUCCAGACUGGCGGUAGGCUCCCACAUUGCAGCGGAGCUCAGAGAGGACAUUCACUCUAAACUGGGCCUGACUUGCUGUGCUGGUGUUGCCACUAACAAGCUGCUGGCUAAACUAGUGUCUGGCACCUUCAAACCCAAUCAGCAGACCACUCUUCUACCAGAGAGCAUCAGAGAUAUCAUGGGCAGACUGAGUGGCCUACGGAAAGUCCCUGGAGUGGGACACCAGACUGCAAAGAGACUCCAGGCCCUGGGAUUGGUCAGCGUACAGGACCUCCAGCUCUUCCCAUUGGCUGAGCUUGUGCAGGAGUUUGGGUCCUCCACUGCUCAGCGGCUUCAUAAUCUGGCUCUGGGCAUCGACGACGCCCCCGUUACCCCCACAGGUGCCCCCCGGUCACUUAGCGAUGAAGACUCCUUCAAGAAAAUAUCUUUGGUGAAAGACGUUUUGCAAAAAGUCGAAGAUCUGUUGGGCAGCCUCUUGGAGAGGAUGUACAAAGAUGGCCGCCAGCCACUUACUUUCCGACUGACCAUCCGGAAAUACUCGGCCACCAACAAGUGGUUCAGCCGUGAAAGCCGUCAAUGCCCCAUCCCCACCCAUAUAGGACAGAAGAUCACCUCAGGUAGCAGAGAUGCCAUAGCCCAGCUCAUCUCCAUUGCUUUGAAGCUGUUCCACAAGAUGGUGGACACCAGCGCAGCGUUCCACCUCACCCUGAUCAACGUGUGCUUCAGUAACCUGCAGCCUCGAGGAGCUGCCAGCACCAAGGCUGCCAUCAACUCCUUCUUCACGCCCAGAUCACCUGGCAAGACUCAGCCCUCCUACCUGCAUCAGGAGGAUUUGUCUCAGUGUGAGAGUUGCUCUUACCAGCAACAGGGUGGAUCUGGUAUGGAAGAUGGUGGAGGCAUGGUAUCAAGUGAUCAAGGUGCUUCACACUGGCUACCAGAGACGCUUCCUCCUAACAGGAAGAGCCAACUGUGGGGAGGGUCAGCGCCAAGACGUGACUCGCUAAUCACCGCUCAGCCCCAGACAGUCACAUCCCAGACUGGUCGAGCACAGGGAAAUGAAAGGGUUAACACAAACAAGUCAAAGCCCUCUUUCCGACUGCCCCCCAACAUCGACCCCGAAGUGUUCAGCCUGCUACCCGAAGACAUUCAGAAGGAGCUUCUCUCCCCCGCCUAUCCAGACCCCCCCAGACAGCCCCCCGGCCACAACGCUCUGUCAGCAACAGGAUCUGCUGGUGACGGGACACAGUCAUCUCUCACAAAAAAAACUCCACUCUCUGACUCCAUCUCCCCGCUCGCCACAUGCAAAUUCGCUGAGUCAUACAACACAGUCAUAGACAGAAAGGAGUCUGUUGGGGAUUUUAAACUGCCAGACACACAGACAUGUGGCGACCUCACGGUGCUCCCAGACCCAGAGGCACCAUGGGGAGACCUCUCAGCAGAACAGGAGAAGACUGGACUCCAGGUGUCUACCGACUCCAUCUUCCCUAAAGACGUUGAUCCGAGGGUGUUCUCUGAGCUGCCUUCGGAUGUACAGAGAGACUUGCGGUCACAAUGAAGCAGCAGAAAGUCCUUGGGAAGAUCACUCCAAACUCAAAGGAAGAGAGGAAAACGUCCCUGGUCAAAGAGAGAAAGCCUCAAGUUAAAGGCAGUCAGAC
Messenger RNA from Hypomesus transpacificus, 2369 nucleotides. RefSeq names its product polymerase (DNA directed) iota (gene poli). The coding region runs from base 134 to 2269 and encodes 711 amino acids. Gene Ontology annotation, biological process: translesion synthesis. The transcript is spliced from 10 exons. Gene Ontology annotation, molecular function: DNA-directed DNA polymerase activity; damaged DNA binding. The record is from RefSeq and is a predicted model, not a curated record. NCBI's taxonomy places the organism in Eukaryota, Metazoa, Chordata, Actinopteri, Osmeriformes, Osmeridae.